Hemibagrus wyckioides is the source of this 4059-nucleotide messenger RNA. It is a transcript of the gene gpt2, whose product is annotated as glutamic pyruvate transaminase (alanine aminotransferase) 2. Bases 255 to 1907 code for a protein of 550 amino acids. The transcript has 11 exons. The record is from RefSeq and is a predicted model, not a curated record. Gene Ontology annotation, molecular function: pyridoxal phosphate binding; L-alanine:2-oxoglutarate transaminase activity. Gene Ontology annotation, biological process: biosynthetic process. Lineage: Eukaryota; Metazoa; Chordata; Actinopteri; Siluriformes; Bagridae.
CGGCUGAUGAAAGAGUUGCAUGCAGACCGGCGGGCUGGAAAUAAAAUGCGGCUGACGAGCUGACAGGUUCAUUCGCGUUUUUACGGUUUUGUUUUAAGGAAUAAAAUAGUUUUAAAAUUAGCGAAAAAAGGGGUCGGUUUGUUGGGUUUCGGACGUUGGGAAUUUGUGGGGGUUUUUUUAGAAAAGGAACCGCGGACACUACUUCAUUCAGAAAUUUCAUUUGAAGGUGUACACUAGAAAUAAUAAUAACAGUAAUGUACAGAUUGCAGUCUCUCGUAAACCGGGGUUUAAUCGCCGGAACUCGGGAUCAGUAUGCGGAGUUAAAGCGCGUGCCCGGGAAAUGGCGGUCCUCGGUGUGGAGGUGCGGGAUGGAGCGGUACAGCACCGCCGAGGCGACCGCAGCAUCAGCAGCUCUCAGGAAGCCCAAGCUGAGAGAGAAGACGCUGAGCAUGGAGAACCUGAACGCGCAGGUGAAGGCAGUGGAGUACGCGGUGAGAGGACCGAUCGUCAUUAAAGCCGCGGAGAUCGAGAGAAUAAUACAGCAGGGAGGGAAGAAACCCUUCACAGAGGUCAUCAAAGCCAACAUCGGAGAUGCCCACGCUAUGGGACAGCAGCCAAUCACAUUCCUCAGACAGGUGGUGGCUCUGUGCACAUUCCCCGAGCUCAUGGACAGCCCGAGUUUCCCCGAGGACGCAAAGUGGAGAGCACGGCGCAUCCUGCAGGGCUGUGGAGGACAGAGCAUUGGUGCGUACAGCUCCAGCGAGGGUGUUCAGUGUGUCCGAGAGGACAUCGCAGCCUACAUCGAGCAGAGAGAUCAGGGAGUUCCAGCUAACUGGGACAACAUCUUCCUCAGCACCGGAGCCAGCGAUGGCAUCAUGAGCAUUCUGAAGCUGCUGGUCUCAGGUGAAGGUCGCAACCGUACCGGGGUGAUGAUCCCGAUCCCUCAGUACCCGCUUUACUCCGCCGCCAUCACUGAGCUGGGUGCUGUGCAGGUCAAUUACUUCCUGGACGAGGACAACUGCUGGGCGCUGGAUGUUAACGAGCUCCACAGAUCGUACCAGGCUGCUAAACAACACUGCCAGCCUCGAGUCCUCUGCAUCAUCAACCCCGGAAACCCCACCGGUCAAGUACAGAGCAAGAAGUGUAUCGAGGAUGUCCUGCACUUCGCCUACGAGGAGAACCUCUUCGUUAUGGCUGAUGAGGUGUAUCAAGAGAACGUUUAUGCUCCUGACUGUGAGUUCCACUCGUUUAAGAAGGUGCUGUAUGAAAUGGGACCAGAGUACUUUAACAGCGUGGAGCUGGCCUCCUUCCACUCCACCUCCAAAGGUUACACGGGAGAGUGUGGAUUCAGAGGAGGCUUUAUGGAGAUCAUUAACCUGGACCCAGAGGUCAAGGCCCAGCUGGUGAAGCUGCUUUCGGUCAGACUGUGUCCCCCCGUGUCCGGACAGGCUGCCAUGGACGUGAUCGUGAAUCCUCCUCGAUCGGACGAGCCUUCCUACACGCAGUUCCACAAGGAAAAAGCAGCCGUGCUUGGAGCUUUAGCAGAUAAAGCGAAAUUAACUGAGCAGAUCCUCAACGCUGUGCCUGGGAUCAAGUGUAAUCCAGUGCAGGGAGCCAUGUACGCGUUUCCUCAGAUUUUCAUCCCUCCGAAAGCAGUGGAAGAAGCUAAGGCUUUGGGAAUGCAGCCAGACAUGCUGUACUGCCUGAGGCUCCUCGAAGAAACGGGAAUCUGCGUGGUCCCUGGCAGUGGCUUCGGACAGAGAGAAGGCACAUACCAUUUCAGAAUGACCAUCCUGCCAUCUCACGAAAAGCUGAAGGUGCUCCUGGAGAAGGUGCGAGAUUUCCACAUCAGGUUUCUAAAGGAGUACACGGACCUUCAGGACUCUCAGUGCAGCGUCCCAGCAUGAGCCGCUGACCACAGGACACGUCUGAAACGUUACUUAACACGCUAACUACAUGUAGCAGUACUGUUAAGUGACUUUUUAUGUAUAUAAAAUCCCCGUAAUCUGCUUUAAAUCCCCUCAGAAAAUUCCCUACAGUUGAACAGUACUGUUGUUUCAUGAUCUAUGUGCCUUUGUGCUACUGUAAAAUAAUUAGGAAUGAGACAGAGUCAGUAGAGUUUAGUCAUGAAGGAACUAACACUAAAGCAUGAAAUGAUAAAAAGCUUCAUUUUUAGGUGAAUGCGUGAAAAUGAUAAUGUUUUACAUUUUCAUCUACAUUUAAAACAUCUUCAUUAAAGCAUCAUUUCAUCUUCAUUCAUUUCAUCUUCAUUCAUUUCAUCUUCAUUAAAUAGUUUAACGUUUUUAUUUGGACCUCUUUCAUGGUAUUACAACGCCUCUUUAGUUAUAUCCCUUAUAAAUUAAAAUACUGUGUGGUCUUAAAAUGUACGGAAUUUUAAACUUUUAGGGCGUUCGUUAGCAAGCUAACUAACGUUCGGCUGACUUCCAUGCACUUAAACCACCGGCCGCUAAUAAGCUAGCUAACACUUGGCUAAGCACCAUACAUUUAAAACCACCGGCCGCUAAUAAGCUAGCUAACGUUCGGCUAACUACCAUGCAUUCAAAACCACCGGCCGCUAAUAAGCUAGCUAACGUUCGGCUAACUACCAUGCACUUAAACCACCGGCCGCUAAUAAGCUAGCUAACACUUGGCUAAGCACCAUACAUUUAAAACCACCGGCCGCUAAUAAGCUAGCUAACGUUCGGCUAACUACCAUGCAUUCAAAACCACCGGCCGCUAAUAAGCUAGCUAACGUUCGGCUAACUACCAUACAUUCAAAACCACCGGCCGCUAAUACGUUUGCUAACACUUGGCUAGCGAUUAUGUAAUUAAAUCCGAUUGUGUAAUUAAUAAUGUCGCUGGCAUGCUAACAUCAUGCUACAUGCUAACUGAAUGACUCCAUUUUAACCAGUAGCUGGUGAACUGUCCAACAGUACGUAGAAUUGUAGAAUUAAAAGCUUUAGAAUGAAAAAAAAAAUAUUUUAGUGUGUUCAUAUUCAUAUUUUACAGAGUCUCUGCUUUAUUUCUAUUAAUAAGAGAUGUGAAAAGCUGAGCUCUGUACUGACGCAUGCUCUGUUUAAAACACUCUUGCCCUCCCAGGGAAAACUGCUGUAUGCAGCAUUAAGUAACGCACACUGGGACAGAUUUGGUGCCAUGUCACAAACGCACAUUUUUAUUAAUAUUAUUAUUAUUAUUUUAUUCGUCUGAAGGUUAAUUUUUCACAUAAGGUGCCUAACAUAUUGUGAACAUGUUUAGAAGUUAAAUAGUGAAGGAGAGUGUCUCUGCACCUUAUUUUCGUUGUUGUUUUGUUUGUCUUUUUUUCCCCUUCAGGAGUGUUGUUACAGCUCUCAUGUGCUAUUCAGUUUGUGUUUUUGUAUUAAGGAAAAAACAAAUUGCAAAUUUUAAUUUCUAAAAGGUGACGAAUAUUAUAUAAAAUUUUUGCAUAUCAGAUCUUGAGAUUUUCCAAACCUUUUUCACCACUGUUUACAAAAUACUCAUUUAUAUUGUGUUUGUUUUGUUUUGUUCAUAACCUACAAGCUAAAGCAGUAUUUCCUUAUUCUGGAAAAGUUUUUGUCCUAUUUUGACCAUUUCAGAAAACACUCGAACCAGAACGAUGAGGUUGUCCUCUUGUGUACGCAGUAAACACCUUGAAAAAGAUGGCUGCCGUGAAGGACAUGACAUUUUUCUUUCCUUUGUAAGCAAAAGCCUUGCUCAGAGACGACACGGGUCUAUGCAGCCUCCUGACAAAUACAAUGUAAAUGAAGUGUCCGUGAUAUCGAUUAUAUUUUACUGAUUAUCUGCACAUGCAUAGUCUCAAAAGAUUUGGACUACUGCCUUAUUGUCACUUCAGUGAGUUUGCCUUUUAUUUGUGGAAAAACAUGUCAUGAAUUUAGAAUGAUAAAAGUUUUGUUUGAGAUUUUAAAGGUACAUCCACUUUCUUCUGUCAUUGUUUGCACUCAUUUCGCAUUUCUUCAUUAAUGUUUCACCUGACUAUUGUUAUGUAAAUAGUAAUGAAAUUAAAUGCCAAAUUAAAAGCUGUCAUUAAAAUGAAGACUGUUA